Messenger RNA from Rhizophagus irregularis DAOM 181602=DAOM 197198, 3557 nucleotides. RefSeq lists its product as uncharacterized. Lineage: Eukaryota; Fungi; Glomeromycota; Glomeromycetes; Glomerales; Glomeraceae. Gene Ontology annotation, molecular function: small GTPase binding; nuclear import signal receptor activity. Gene Ontology annotation, cellular component: cytoplasm; nucleus. The record is from RefSeq and is a predicted model, not a curated record. Gene Ontology annotation, biological process: protein import into nucleus.
UCUUUUACGAAUUUAGUUGUAUAUAUCUUUUUGGUGUAGAUAUAAAAAAUGGAGUAUCAAGAGUUUGUUUCAAGACUAGAAGAACUCCUUAACCAAUUAGUUUCUGGUGAUACUGAUACAGCAAGAAUAAGAACGGCUACUUCUACUUUGAAUAACGAUUUUUAUAGUUCUUCUACUUGUGUAGCUGCACUUGUACAAAUUCUAUCAUCCUCUACGCAUUGGCAGGUGCGACAACUUGCAGCUGUUGAAUUAAGAAAAAGAUCAAUAAAAUGGUGGUCAAAGAUUGAUAUAAACACACAAACAGCUAUAAAAAAUCAAUUACUCGAGGUUAUUUUGCGGGAAUCUCAUGAACUUGUAAGACAUGCUACUGCACGUGUAAUUUCAUCUAUUGCUAAAAUUGAAAUACCAGCUGGCACGUGGAAUCAUUUGCUUCAAUUCUUAUAUCAAUGUUGCCAAAGUCCUAACGCUGGACACCGGGAGGUUGGAAUAUUUGUACUAUAUACUUUGUUUGAAGUGAUCAUAGAAGCAUUUCAGGAUAAUCUAAGACAACUCUUUGAGUUGUUUGGCGCAGCUCUUAAUGACCCUGAAAGCAAGGUUGUGCGCGUAACUACGUUGCAGGCUCUAGGGAAAGUUGCCGAAAUUAUUGAUCCUAGUAGUAAAGCGGACAUACAAUUAUUUCGCGAUUUAAUACCUUCAAUGGUCAAUGUAAUUCAACAAUGCUUAGAGCAAGGUGAUAAUGACUCAGCCAUUAAAGGAUUUGAACUAUUUGAUGGAUUGUUAUUGUUGGAGACGCCACUUUUAUCUAAUCAUUUGCAACAGCUUAUUGAAUUUGUUUUGAUAGUGUCACGUAAUAAUCAAUAUGAUGAUUCAGUUCGAGUUAUGGCCUUGCAAUUUCUUAUCUGGGUUACUAAUUAUAAGAAAACGAAAAUUCAAAAGUUAAAACUCGUUGCUCCUAUUAUUCAACAAUUGAUGCCAAUUGGGGCCGAGGAUGAUCCUGAUGAUCAAGAUGAUGAGUCGCCUUCCAGAAUGGCUUUCAGAGUUAUUAAUUCUUUAUCCACCAAAUUACCGCCUCAGCAAGUUUUUCCUGUUGUCAUGGAAAACGUUUUUACAUAUGUUCAAAGUCACGACCCGAAAUUCAGAAAAGCAGGAAUGAUGGCAUUUGCGGUUCUUAUUGAAGGAUGUUCUGAUCAUAUGCGUCCGAAGUUUAAUGACUUAUUACCUCUUGUAUGUAAUGGUUUACGUGACCCGGAGACAAUUGUUCGUAGAGGCGCAUGUAUUGCACUAGGCUGUUUAGCAGAGGAACUAGAUCAAGAAAUAGCAUCCAACCAUGCUACACUAUUACCUUUGUUAUUUGAUCUCAUGAACGAUCCAAACACCGAAAUUCCAAAGCAAGCAUGUAAUGCGCUUGAUGCUAUUUUAGAAGGAUUGGAUGAUGAAAUUUUGCAAUACUUGCCUACUUUAAUGGAAAGACUUUUACUUUUAUUGGAUAAUGGUCCUAAUGAAGUAAAGACCACAGUUACAGCAGCUAUUGGGAGCGCAGCUCAUGCUGCUGGUAGUGAAUUUAAGCAAUACUUUCCUAUGGUAAUUAGUAGAUUAUUGGUGCUGAUGACAUUAAAUAAAAACAAUGAUGACAUGUUAUUACGAGGAAUAGCUACCGACACUGUAGGUUCAGUUGCUGAAGCAGUUGGCAAGGAAUUAAUUCAGCCACAUGUCAAUGAGAUUAUGCGAUUGGCAAUUGAAGGAACGCACUUGGAUCAUGCACGUCUUCGCGAAUGUAGUUAUUGUUUGUUUGCAGUUAUGGCGCGUGUAUUCGGAGAAGAAUUUAAUAUAUAUUUAGACACAAUUGUGCCUCAAUUAUUAAAGAGUUGUCAAUUGGAAGAAUUUGACCCAUUUAUACUUGAUGCUGAAGAAAAUCUUUCGACAGAUAUAGAUAUUGAUGAUGAUGACGAUGAUGAUGCGGAAUAUGCUAUCAAUUCGGCUAUUGUUGAUGAAAAAGAGAUAGCAGCUGAUGUUAUUGGGGAGAUAUUUGAAAAUACAAGAUCCAAUUUUCUUCCUUAUGUUGAAGCAUCAAUAUCAGAGUUGGUGAAACUAGCCAGUCAUCAUUCGGGAGGCGUGAGAAAAUCAGUUGUAUCAUCUUUAUUCCGUUUUUUGACAACCUUUUAUAGUAUGUCAAAUCCAACUCAAUGGGAAGCUGGUUUACCCGUGAAAGUGCCUGUCCACGAAAACGUGCAAAAUAUGACAAAAACUGUAAUGCCGACAAUAUUAGCAAUAGUGAACGAUGAAGAAAGCAAAAUGGUAAUAGUGCAAUUAUAUCAAGAAUUUAUCGACACACUUAAGCAAUGUGGACCCGCGAUUAUUGCAGACUAUGUUGAUCCUAUUGCUCAAAACAUACUCUCUCUUUAUGAGAAAAGAGCCUUAUGCCAGCUUGAUAAUGACGAUGAAGAUGAAUUAAUAGACGAGGAUGAAGAAGCAGAAUACGAUGCACUUUUAAUUAGUGUUGCGUCAGAUUUUGUUGCCGCGUUGGCUUUAGUUCUUGGUCCUGAUUUUGCUUCUUACUUCAAAGUGUACCUUCCACAUAUAACUAAAUAUUAUAAAAGGUCUAAGCCAGUUUCUGAUAGGUCUAUGGCUAUUGGAUGCUUGGGUGAUUCCACUAUUGGUCUUAAAUCCGGUAUUUCAGAGUUUACUGAACAAUUAUUAUCAUUAUAUCUUAAAGCUUUGGGCGAUGAAGAGGAAGAAGUGAGGAGUAAUUCUGCUUUUGCUAUUGGCGUUCUUUGUCAAUAUACUACAAUCGAUAUCAGCAGUAAAUAUAAUGAAAUUCUUACACGAAUUUAUCCACUUUUUACUGGGAAAUACGUACUAAAUGUUACUGAUAACGCUUGCGGGGCAGUAUGUCGAAUGAUAAUAAAAUGUUCUCAAGUAAUUCCAAUUGAUCAGGUAUUAGAAGUAAUAAUUCGUACCUUACCAUUAAAAGAUUAUGAGGAAAAUGAACCUGUUUUUCAAUGUAUAUUUUACCUUUUCCGUGCAAAUAAUUCUUAUGUGUUAAGUCACAUUCCGGAAUUUUUAAACAUUUUUGCUCAAGUUCUUUCUCCACCUGAAGAUCAAUUGAAAGAUCAAACACGUCAAGAAUUAAUAGAUCUCAUAAAAGCACUCAAUCAACAAUUUCCUGAUGUGGUUGCCAGAUCACCAUUAGGACCAUUUUUGCAAUCUUAAUUAUAUAUAUCAAUUUUAAUACAAAAAAAAAAAAUUGUUAGUAAUAAUUGAUUCUACAUACAAAUAUUUUACAAUAUUUUACAUUUUAAUUCCUAUUUCCUGUCACUAUUCAUUUUUUUUCUCUAAUACCUUUAGUGGAUCAGUAAACAAUCAUAAAAUCCUGAAAAUGCUCUUUUUUGAAUAGUAUGUAAUAACUUUCUUUUUUGUUUUUAUCAAAACAAUAUACUGUACAAUGUACAUGCAUGCGAAGAAAUGAUAUUUAGGAAAAAAACACAUCUAUUUAAUAUUCUUAUUGAUAUUCCUAUUAUUUAUUUCAGUAUAUACCAAAUACAAACAAAAAAAUAAUU